Echinops telfairi (small Madagascar hedgehog) is the source of this 2964-nucleotide messenger RNA. It is a transcript of the gene CUNH11orf58, whose product is annotated as chromosome unknown C11orf58 homolog. The record is from RefSeq and is a predicted model, not a curated record. NCBI's taxonomy places the organism in Eukaryota, Metazoa, Chordata, Mammalia, Afrosoricida, Tenrecidae. The transcript has 5 exons. Bases 111 to 653 code for a protein of 180 amino acids.
UCGGCGUUCUGGAGAGGCGCUACUUGGGCCGGUGGUAGACUGCUGGCUGCUGGCGCGAUUGCUGGAAACCGCGAGUGGGAUCUCUCUCUGCCGUUCGGAUCUCCACAACGAUGAGUGCAGCCAGAGACUCCCACCCACACGGGGUGAAGCGCUCAGCCUCCCCAGACGACGAUCUUGGCUCUAGCAAUUGGGAAGCAGCAGACUUAGGUAACGAAGAGAGAAAACAAAAGUUCUUGAGACUAAUGGGAGCAGGAAAGAAAGAACAUACCGGUCGUCUUGUUAUAGGAGAUCACAAAUCAACAUCUCACUUCCGAACAGGGGAAGAAGACAAGAAAAUUAAUGAAGAACUGGAGUCUCAAUAUCAGCAAAGUAUGGACAGUAAAUUAUCAGGAAGAUAUCGACGGCAUUGUGGACUUGGCUUCAGUGAGGUUGAAGAUCAUGAUGGAGAAGGUGAUGUGGCUGGAGAGGACGAGGACGACUCACCUGACCCUGAGAGCCCAGACGACUCCGAAAGUGACUCGGAGUCAGAGAAGGAGGAGUCUGCUGAAGAACUGCAAGCUGCCGAGCACCCCGAUGAGGUGGAGGACCCCAAAACCAAAAAAGAUGCAAAAAGCAAUUACAAGAUGAUGUUUGUUAAAUCCAGUGGUUCAUAACUCCCAAACACUCAGUCUUUGUAUUAAAAGUAAGCCUUAUUGUUAUAAUGCACAGUGGAGGACUGCUUAUAGAGCACAGACCUUUGUAUUAUAAUUUUUAAAAAGGCCCUUUUAAAUAAUUACAAAGAGUGUUUGCUUUCAGAUGCCAUGGGUUACACUUUUAUGGGCAUGACUAUAACCAUUUUUGUAAAGAGUAAGAGUUGUAUAAAAUAAGAAAUAAAUACAGUACUCGGCUUCUUUUCCUGUUAGCAUCAUCAGCCCGCUAACUUUACCUUCUUACCCCUCUGAUGCAGUGCUAAGGGAGAUAUUUCUGAAACAGGUAAUGUUCUGUGGUUUUUUUUUUUUCUUUUUGGUGAUAGCUGUUUUUAAUCUUUUGUUGUUAUUCCUUCGUCUUUUUCUCUUAUAGAACAUUUAUUUGAUACUGUGAUGUUUCUGAAAGAUAUUCUUUGCUUAUUAUACUUUGUUCUACGUAGAGUUGUUCAUCAUAGAUAUUUCUCCUUCCAGUAACAAUCUAAAUUAAUGUUGGCUAAAGAUUAAAUACUUAGUUGACUCUCAUUGAUUUGGCUGUACUCUCUUGGACCAAAGCAACAUAAGAACAAGUGCUUUUAUACUUGUGAGAAUGGACUUCCAAUUCUCAUAAAUUUGAAAUUUAUGACCAUAAGCAGUCGUGCAUACUACUGUGUUUUGUUUUACACAUAAAAUUUGGCCAAUUUUUACAGAGGACUGCAUUAUUUUUGCGACCAUUUGCUCCUGUCUACUUAGGAUUACUUAAAUUACUUACACACACACCCCACUACCCGCCUACCUGCUUUGUUGUUUUUUUUUUAAGAUAACAAGUGCUCAGAGUUACUUUUUUCCCUAAGGCUUAAUAAGGGAAAGCAGUUCCCUACACAUCUGGUUGUGAUACCUUUAUCAUCAUUUAUUAUCUACAAGGGAAGAGUAGGUUUAUUGAAGAAGAAAUUCCUACCAUUUUCUCCCAAUGCUCCUAUGUUGAUAAGAACAGUAACAUCUAAUUAGAAAAACCAUGUAUUGCUUUCUGUUGGAGUCAGGUUGGAAUGGGCUGGCUGCUGUUGGAGGGUUGAGUUCUGGAGCCGAUUAACAUAAAUUGUGGGUUAGUAAGUGAUCUUUGAACAGUUGGGUCUGAAAUUAUAUUUCUGACAUUAAAAGGCUUGAGUCAAACCUGUCUGUGAACCUAACUGCUAAAUGUUUAGAUAUUUAGAUGUAAAUGUGCUGAAUUUUCAAUUAUUCCUUUUAUUAUUAUUAUUAUUAUUAUUUAGAAUGUGUUAGGAAAGUAGCAGGUCGAACAGGUGAGAUUUCUGGUCUAUGGAGUCCAUGUGAAGCAGUCUUCGUGUAUUCCACCCUCAGAGGUUUUUGGGUUUCUUGGCCUAUGGUUUCCCCUCCCACCCCCUCCAUGUUGUUCAAAUUGUUUUAAGGUUGAUGCUACCCCUUACAGUAAGCUGUUGUCAGUGAAUAGUAGACAAUAACAGGGCAUUUAACAAAAAUGAUUUGGUCAAGUUUGACUUCACUCAACAAAAUCUAUAUUGGCAACUGAUUUUUGAAUAUCUAGUCUGUGGAAUUAACUAGUUUGAGAGAAAAGGACUGAUUAUGUUUAAAAAUUGAAGAGGGAGAAAACAGUAUUGUUUUAAAAAGUAUUUUCAUUUCAUUGUUAAAAUAUGCUGGGUUAUUAAGUUUUCGUUGCUGGUGUGUAAGAAGCGCCUUCUCAAAUAAGAAGUAGCUGAGAGAGCUUUUUUCUUCCUGUCCAAAUCGAGAAAUUCAUAUUUCAGUUACUUUAUGUGUUGGACAUUAACGUAAUUCAAGCAGGAGUAAAUUUGGAUCUGCUGGGCCAUGCGGCCUGGAUUCCCAGCACCACAUUAAACUUGCUGGCUGUCUUUCAAGCACGAACAAUGAGGCUUUGAUUUUUUUUUUUUUUUCCCAUACUAAAUCAGAAAACAGUCACAGAAGAUGGAUGCUAUACCAUCUCUAUAUCCUGCUGAAAAGGGGCCUGGUGGAAAAUGUUAAGUUCUUUUCAUGCAGUGAAAUAACACCGUUUGGUGAAAAAAUUAAAUUUAACGGCAACUUCUCUAUAUCAAUCUCAUAACUGAAAUGUGCAGCUUCUGCACGUCUCCUGUUUGUGACAUUCACCAUCACAGGAGAAGUCCUGAGAUGUAUCAUCUUUCAAACCUGGGAGAAGUGAAAGGCAGAGAGAAAAAUCUCGAGUGAUUGUACUUCUGAUUAAGCCAUAGGCUGAGAGCAGAAAUAUAGGUUAUAUGCUUUGAGUGAAUUUUGGGGAAAUAAAAGAUUUCAACUCUGA